UGCUCAUCGUCAGAUACCGGCAUAGUGAUUUACAUUUACAUAUUUUAUUCAUGCGUCCUGUGCCCACCUGAAUUCACGCGCAGUCAACGGUGCCCCGGAGUACAAAAGUCGUGCUUCGCUGGUAGCGGAAUUACAGUAAAAGUGGUUGAUGCUUGAAUAAAACAUAUAUCGCGGUUCAGAAUUGAUAAUCGUCUGUAAACAGUGAUUUCAAAGAAGUUGGUGACAUUUACAUCGACACAGUAUUACUUGGUUUUUUUUUCUCACAGUACAACGACUUUGCGACUAUGUGCAAAGCACAGGAUAAUAAGGCAGAUAAUCCGCACCAAAAACACCAGCUCAGUCUACGAAAAGCAUUGAAACAACUAUCGCUCGAACUCCUCUGGAUUUUCAUCACACAAAUUCACAGUUUGUUUGACUUGGUAGUAGAUUUCUGCUUCAAAUUGUACUAUCAAAACAAGAUACGCAAAGUAGGGCCUAUUAAAAACAAAUUAUUACUUGAGAGUGCGGUAGAUUUGGCAGAGAAAAUAAGAAACAAGAAAGUCACUGCUGAGGAAGUCGUGCAAUCCUUUAUCGAAAGAUGCAAAGAGGUACAGGAAAUCCUCAACGUCAUUGUCGAGGAUCGUUACGAACAGGCGAUCGCAGAGGCCAAAGAAGUUGAUAAAUUGAUAAACAAGCAUCCAGACCCUGCGUCUUUCAAGAUAACAAAACCCUUCCUCGGAAUUCCAUUUACCACCAAGGAGAGCAAUGAGGCAAAAGGAUUUCUUCACACAAUGGGCUCAAUGUUUCGUCGCGAUUAUCGCUCCCCCGAAGAUGCGACUGUGAUUGGCUACCUGAAAUCUGCCGGAGGGAUAAUUAUUGCUAAAACAAACAUUCCGGAGUUGAAUAUGUGGACGGAAUCUAGAAAUAACUUGUACGGCCAAACAAAUAAUCCUUAUGACACGACCAGAACUGUUGGGGGAAGUAGCGGAGGAGAAGGUGCGAUAAUUGCGUCAUGUGGUGCGCCGAUCUCUAUUGCUAGCGAUAUUGGAGGAUCGAUACGAAUGCCGGCAUUUUUCAACGGAGUAUUUGGCCACAAGCCUUCGGAAGGUUUAACACCCAUGAAGGGCGUUGGCCUCAGAGAAAACGAAUAUGACAUAUCGAUGGUAGAAGCUGGCCCGAUAUGCAAAAAAGCCGUUGACCUGGAUCCUCUGUUAAGAGUUCUCAUUGGUGAUAAUAUUUCCAAACUUAAACUUGAUCAACCUGUCGACUUGAAGACACUACAAAUUUUCUAUCAAGAAGAGUCAGGCGAUAUUAGAUGCAGCAAAGUUAGUGGAUCGCUGAGAAAAGCCAUGAAAAACGCCGUAGAUCAUUUCAAAGGAAUCACUGGCGCCGCCACUAAGGUCAAACUGCCCGGAACUGAAUAUAGUUACAGAUUGUGGCGUUAUUGGAUGACAAAAGAGGUCGGAGAAUUUAAUCAGAACGUAACAAAUAAACAGUACCGUACCACUGCAAAAGCAGAGCUUCUGAAUCUGUUGACAUUCAGAAGUCAGCUAACCUUAGCGGCUAUACUUAAGCUUAUAGACAAUGAUUAUUUACCCAAAGAAAACAGCGAGUGGGCAGAAAAAACGACUGAGAAUCUCAAAGUAGAGUUACUGAAUAAGCUGGGUGAUAACGGAGUGCUUUUCUAUCCUUCCUCGCCACUUACGGCAGGUUAUCAUUACUCCGCAUACUUCAAACCUUUCAACUUUGGUUAUUGGUGUAUUUUCAACGUUCUUAAGUUUCCCGCUUGCCAAGUGCCUCUUGGAUUAGAUAAAAAUGGACUUCCCGUUGGAAUUCAGGUUGUUGCUGCACCCUAUCAAGAUCAUCUAUGUCUCGCGGUUGCCAGAGAGUUGGAAUCUGCCUUUGGAGGAUGGGUCAAUCCGUCCUAAUUCUUUAAAAUCAUAAUAAUAACAAAUGCUUACAUAGUUGAGCGAAAUUGCUGGUGGUGUGGAAUUAAUAACUGAAUUGUAUACACAGAUCUACUAAUAUACUGGGUUGAAGGGUAAGUUUUCAAAAGAUAGUAUACGUAAACGAUGCUCCUUAACAAAUCAUUGUCCUAUUCGCUGCUCUAUUAGUUCAUACACGAGAUAAUUGGGUAAUGAAUUUUUACGUUACCAAUGAAUGAAAUUUGAUAAAAUUCUGAUGAAAUGAAGGAUACAUAGUCCAUAUACUUAUAAAUUCUGUGAUCAUUUUUCAAAUAUUUUCUUUGUACUUUUUGUAUUGUGAUAGUAUUUCGUUCUGUGUACGUCGUUAAAACUGGUGAAAUGAUUGUGUCAAAUGAAGAAAAAAAGAAGAAAAAAUAUAUGCAAGUGUAUAAAAGUCGAGAGAAGAUAUUUAUUGUUUAAAUUUGUAUUGUGAUCUGUUAUUUAAAUUGUUCAAAGUCUCAAGGUUGGUGAAAGAAAAU
This is a messenger RNA of Neodiprion fabricii, 2422 nucleotides long. Its product is annotated as fatty-acid amide hydrolase 2-like. The record is from RefSeq and is a predicted model, not a curated record. The transcript is spliced from 9 exons. Lineage: Eukaryota; Metazoa; Arthropoda; Insecta; Hymenoptera; Diprionidae. Bases 285 to 1907 code for a protein of 540 amino acids.